Molecule: messenger RNA, 2271 nt
Organism: Auanema sp. JU1783
Lineage: Eukaryota; Metazoa; Nematoda; Chromadorea; Rhabditida; Rhabditidae
Source: the annotation of a GenBank genome assembly
AUGAGACUGGUCGGGAGAGCUUCUUUUGGAGCUACUGUUCUUACUGGGCGGGAUGAAGGAGGAAGAACUUGUUCCAACGGUUUGCCUGUUGUUCCGGCUUCUGUUAGGAUGCUGGGUCGCUUCCAAAUUUUGAAAAACUUGGAUCAUCCUGGCCUGUGCCACUAUAUAGAGCUCAUUCGUUGCAGCCUCGCGCAAAACUCAGCAAUACUGAUAUCGGAACACUUCGAGCAAUCAUUGAGAGAUAUCAUUCCACAAAUUAGGUCCGAUUCUCUCACAAAUAUAGUUGUUCAAGUUAUAUCUGCGCUCAAAUAUCUUCAUGAUCACCACAUUUGUUCAGGGAUUUUACGCCCAAACACGGUGUUAUGCUUCGAAAAUAAAUCAAACUAUAAUACACGUCUAUCCCAAUAUGGAAUUUGUCACGUAACGGAUGACGGGGUGGAUAUGAUUGAUCCCCUCUAUAUGGAACAUGGGAUAUCACCCGAGCAACUGUUGAGACAGCGAACAUCAAAAGCUUAUACAACUUUCAAAACUGACAUAUGGGCGCUAGGAAUCCUUUUGUUAGAAUUAUCAACAGGCGUCUUAUUAGAGAAAGUUUGGUCAAUUAAUCAGUAUCUAGCCGUUUUGGAAACAGCUCUGAUCUCCAGUCCUGUUAGUUUAUAUCCGAAGCUUCUUGAGACGCUCAAAAACUCGUCCAAAGAACCAAUUCACGAACCGAGUCUUGAACUGGCUGAGAUAAUCAAAAAGUGUCUUUGUCUGUUACCUUCGCAGCGUCCAACAGCCCACGAGUUGUUUAUUGAAUUGAUGAGUUUGGAGAAAGGUCAUUCUGCAUAUACCGAUGUUGAAAGCAUUGAAGAGAUGACUGAAAGAGUGAACAUAGGAGGAAAUGAUUGGAAGCUCACGGAACUUAGACUUGAUGAAGCCUUUUUUCUGUGGAAACUAUGUGGCGGUUCGCCUGAAAAUAUUUUAGUCAAGAGCGGAGUGAUAAAGCUCCAAUUCCCAAUCAACACGCUUCCUUUAUUAGUUGUUGAAGAUGCUCGGCUAUUUGGUAAUGAGGAUGGCAGAAGUUUUCGCAUCAAAUGUAACACUUUCUCCUUGCCAUUGAAGAAUUUGAAAGAGAAGUUGUUGAAUAUGGAUGAUGAUGUGUUCCUGCAUUCUGUGGAGUUAGACGGCAUACCUGAACAGUUCUCUUCUCUAAGUAUCAUAGUUAAGGAAAAAGAUGUCACUUAUCAGGUAGAGAAAAUGAGUACGCACUUAAUUGAAGGACGUUUCUAUCAUAACUUGUUAUCCCUUGCCGUGAGAGGGGAUAUUCCUCCUCUAGUUCGAGGAGCAGUAUGGUCUUGCCUUUUGAAAUUCAAAGAAAGCUACCGUAUACAGUUCUUUAUGUUGAACACUUUGAAGCCUCAUGCAAGUGACCGCCAGUUAGACGUUGAUAUACCUCGAUGUCACCAAUACGAAGAAUUAAUGACAUCCCCGGCUGCACAUGCUCAACUACGAAGAAUAAUCAAGGGUUGGUUACUUUCACAUUCUCAGUACGUCUAUUGGCAAGGCUGUGAUAGUUUGGCAGCUCCGUUUCUCUUACUUAACUUCAACGAUCCAGCUGUUGCUUUGAGUUGUAUGACGGCUUUCAUCCAAAAAUAUUUGAAAAACUUCUUUCUCAAAGAUAAUUCUGAUGUUAUACAAGAGUACCUGGCUGUUUUCAAUCAUUUGCUUGCAUAUUUACCAGGGAGUUCAAGAAUGGAUCAUUUCAGUGACGCUGACCACGGGAAGAAUCUAACUCGUGGAUAUGUUCGUCAAUUUUACAUCUCAGUCGAAAAAGAAGAAUUUAAGUUUGAUUGUUUGGUAGAUGUGUAUAGUACCGUCAACAUUACUCAAUGUAUUAUAUUCUGUAACUCAAUCAGUACUGCCGAGAGCCUAACUGACCAGUUGCGCAAGGCAAGUUUUACGGUUUCAUGCCUUCACGGAGACAUGGAGCAACAAAUGCGUACCGUUAUUAUGAGAGAGUUCCGUUCCGGAUCUUCCAGAGUUCUGGUCACAACCGAUUUUCUUGCUUGUGAUAUUGAUGACCAACAGGUCUCCUUAGUUAUCAACUAUGAUCUUCCUUCCAAUCUUGAAAAUUACAUUCAUCGUAUCGGUCGUUCUGGUCGUUUCGGUAGAGAAAGAGUUGCCAUCAACUUUGUUACUGAGAACGAUGCUCGUGCUUUGGGAGAAUUAGAAGUUUUCUACAAUACUGUUAUUGAGGAAAUGCCAGCCAGUAUCAUCGAUCUUCUCUAG